Echinococcus granulosus is the source of this 1806-nucleotide messenger RNA. Its product is annotated as heat shock protein. Gene Ontology annotation, cellular component: mitochondrial matrix; mitochondrial inner membrane. The coding region runs from base 1 to 1806 and encodes 601 amino acids. The transcript is spliced from 5 exons. Lineage: Eukaryota; Metazoa; Platyhelminthes; Cestoda; Cyclophyllidea; Taeniidae. Gene Ontology annotation, biological process: mitochondrial unfolded protein response; apoptotic mitochondrial changes; protein import into mitochondrial intermembrane space. Gene Ontology annotation, molecular function: ATP binding; ATP-dependent protein folding chaperone; protein-folding chaperone binding. The record is from RefSeq and is a predicted model, not a curated record.
AUGUUGCGUGCUGCAUGUUCUUCUCGUUUUGCCGGUUUUGUAUGUAGGCUCGUUGCUCGAGGCGCCGCUAAAGAUGUUAAGUUUGGUGCCGAUGCUCGAGCUGCGAUGCUCGUUGGUGUUGAUGUACUUGCUGAUGCCGUUGCCGUUACAAUGGGUCCAAAGGGUCGCAAUGUGAUUCUUGAGAGUCAGUGGCGGUCACCGAAAAUUACUAAGGACGGUGUUACGGUUGCCAAAGGCAUUGAGCUCAAGGACAAGUUUCAAAAUAUUGGUGCUAAGCUGGUGCAGGAUGUUGCCAACAACGCCAACGAGGAGGCUGGUGAUGGUACGACCACGGCCACAGUGCUGGCUCGCGCGAUUGCAAGGGAGGGCUUUGAAAAGAUAAGCAAGGGUGCAAACCCUAUUGAAUUUCGGCGAGGUGUCAUGAUGGCGGUCGAUGCAGCCGUGAAACACUUGAAAGAAAUGUCAAGACCCGUUACUACUCCUGAGGAGGUCGCGCAGGUCGCCACUAUCUCUGCAAAUGGUGACACUUCUAUUGGCGAUCUUAUAUCGGAUGCGAUGAAGCGAGUGGGGAACGAUGGUACAAUCACUGUUAAGGACGGUAAAACUUUGUUUGAUGAGAUCGAGUACAUCGAAGGAAUGAAGUUCGAUCGCGGUUACAUCUCCCCGUAUUUUAUUAACACCGAGAAGGGUGCUCGUUGCGAGUUCCAGGAUGCCUGUGUUCUUUUCUGUGAAAAGAAAAUAAAUAAUAUACAGGUUAUUAUUCCUAUUUUGGAGGCUGUGCAUCAGCACAAAAAGCCUCUCGUCAUUGUUGCUGAGGAUGUUGAGGGAGAAGCGCUUACUGCCCUCGUUCUCAACCGUUUGAAGCUUGGUCUCCAAGUUUGCGCCGUCAAAUCACCUGGGUUUGGGGACAAUCGCAAGAAUACGCUACGUGAUAUGGCUAUUGCAACCGGUGGUGUCGUGUUUGGUGAUGAGGCGGAUAUGUACAAACUUGAGGAUGCCCAGCUCCAAGAUCUGGGUAGAGUUGGUGAGGUUGUUAUCACCAAGGACGACACACUCUUUAUGCGCGGCCACGGUAAUAAAGCCGAUGUUGACAAGCGCAUUUCUCAACUUCGUGAUGAGAUUAGCGCUAGCAGUAGCGAUUAUGAAAAGGAAAAAAUGCAAGAACGUCUUGCAAAACUCUCCAACGGUGUUGCCGUCAUUAAAGUUGGUGGAAGUAGCGAGGUAGAGGUUUCGGAGAAAAAGGAUCGCUACACGGAUGCCUUGAACUCGACCCGUGCUGCUGUUGAAGAGGGCAUUGUUCCUGGAGGUGGCGCUGCUUUGUUGCGGUGUAUUGAGGUUCUUGACAGGAUUGAAGGCAAGAACAAUGAUCAACAAAUUGGCAUCGACAUUGUGAAGAAAGCCCUCGAAACUCCCGCUUACACUAUCGCUCAUAACGCUGGUGUCAACGCGUCUGUUGUUGUCCAGAAAGUGUUGGCUAUGGAACCCAACGGUGGGUACGAUGCUAUGAACGAUAGAUAUGUUGACAUGAUUGCCUCUGGCAUUAUUGAUCCCACGAAGGUCGUCCGCAUAGCCUUGGUGGAUGCUGCGGGCGUUGCUUCUCUCUUGACUACAGCGGAGACUGUUGUAUGUGAUAUUCCCAAAGAAGACAAUCCAGCAGCAGGGAUGGGAGGUAUGGGUGGCAUGGGAGGCAUGGGCGGUAUGAUUCGUGCCGCAACAUCAUCGGGCGGUGAGCGGCUGGGACGUGGUGGUGUUCACGGGGGGUGGGUGCGCCAAAAGGACGAGUGGGUUUUUACUAAUAUAUUUUAA